AUGAUUCAAGGAUUCGAUUGGGCUGUCUGGGUUACUGUGGGUAUCAAUGCUUUCGGUGGACUGGUGGUCGCUGUAGUUAUAAAGUACGCCGAUAAUAUUCUCAAGGCUUUCGCAACAUCUGUUGCCAUCGUUUUGAACUGUAUAGCAUCCUAUUUUUUGUUCGAUUUUCGGCCAACCAUGCUGUUUGUUUUUGGAGCUGCUGGUGUCAUUGCAGCGGUGUUCGCCUAUUCUAUUUAUCCAUACAAGGCUUCUCAUCAAGCACUUCCAACAGAAGCGCCAAAACCCGAAACAGAAAUGGUCGCCAUUUCAGAAACUGACAAAAAAUAA
Caenorhabditis bovis is the source of this 327-nucleotide messenger RNA. The record is from the annotation of a GenBank genome assembly. Lineage: Eukaryota; Metazoa; Nematoda; Chromadorea; Rhabditida; Rhabditidae.